Molecule: messenger RNA, 23724 nt
Organism: Porites lobata
Lineage: Eukaryota; Metazoa; Cnidaria; Anthozoa; Scleractinia; Poritidae
Source: the annotation of a GenBank genome assembly
AUGGGGACAUACUUCAGUGGCCGUUGCCGUUGUAGAGAGGUGGUCGUUGUAGGAAGGUUUAAGAAAGAAUCGUAUGAAACAGGAAAGAGACGUAUGGACUUUCCGGCAGGACAAAAAAAAAUGGCCGUUGUGGAGAGGUGGCCGUUAGUGAAGGGUCGACAGUAUACCCUGCAAAGCAAAAAAAAACUUUCGUGCUAAAGGGCUUGGUCAUUUCGAAUUGACUAUAAUCGAAACUCUAAUUAAAACAAGGCGAAAAUCGACAACACCCUCAACAAAAUGAUUUAAUGUUACAGGGAAGCACUCGCAAAAAUGGCCAAUUUAAAUUGAUAAUUACAAUACGUUAGAUUCUGUGUCAGAUGUCGCCCUAAACUAAAUCAGUAUAGUAUGCUAUUAUGGAUUCUAGCCUGUUUCACCCGAAAAGGUUUGACUUUAAUAUCGGCGAGAACUGUAUCAACCAUUCCCAUCAACUCACCGCUUAAGCUGGCAGUACAGGCGUUAGUUGAGUAGACACGUACUAACUUUAUGCAAAUGUUUAAGUUUUUUUUUAGUGAAAUAUCAAAGCACAUCUUACGCUCAUGUGCAACAAAGGCAGUGCGGUAUAUUAAGUAAUGGCUUAACUGAAUAUUUUCACUGGAUUUACUGAUUAAAGUAAAACGACAAUGUGAAAUUUUAUUCAUUAAUUUUGACGCAGGGUCGAGGCAGUCCGGCCAAAUUACCGAGCGGUGCUCUUCGUGUUAAAAUUGCUUUUUCUCAAAAAACCUGAUACAAUUUUCUUUUCAGUCUAAUAUCUGGUAAAUAUUUUUUUAGUCCAAUAUCAGUAGCACAUCUCACGUCCAUGCAAUAAAGGCAAUGUAGUAAUGGCUUCAUUGAAUAUUUUCAUUGUAUUUAGAACAAUCAGUAAAGCGACGCAGUGAAAUUUUAUUCAGUAAUAAGUUUGGCGCGCAAUGUCGAAGCACUCAAGCACUUGUGUCCUUUGUGUUGAUUUGCUUUUUCUCAAACCCUGCUGCAUACUUUUGUUCUAGUCAUAUUUCUGCGACAUAUUUUAAUCCAGUCUAAUAUUACAAAACAUGUCACAUCAUCCAUAUAAUACAAUAAAAGACAAUGCAAUAACGGCUAAAUUGAAUAUUUACAUUGGAUUAAAGAAUUUCAGUAAAGCGACGCGAUGUGAAAUUUUAUUCUAAUCAUUUAUUUUGGCGCACAGGUUCGAAGCACUCAAACAAAUUCGAGUGGUGCCCUUUGUGUUGAUUUGCUUUUUCUCAAAAUCUGCUGCACAUAACUUUUUCUUUUUUGACUGGACUGUAGAUAGACAAGUAGGUAAAUAUUAGUAAGAAAGCAGAAGACGACUGAGUAAAAUCGACAACUUUAUUUAUCAAGCAAACAUAAAUAGUGCGGGAAAGCAAGCUUUAGUAUAAGUCAAAAUACGUUCUAUUAUCGUAAAUCGCUUGAAUCAUUUUGUUUUCCUUUUUUAUUUAUGUUGUUUUUGUUGUGAACUUUUUAAUUUACAAUGAAUGACAAAACAUUAGCUUGGAAAAGUACAUAAAUCGAUAUUAUAGGUGGAAGCAAGUUCAGAUCAGUUAUCUUAUUUUUAAGCCGAGUUAUGUGUUCCUUAAACGAUAGGGACAGGUCUAGGUAUAUGCCUUGACACUUACAACAAUGGUAGGUCAUGGAGCGAACAGAAAGUACUUGUUUAGCUUUAUUAACUUUCUUCCUCUCUUCGCCGCGAGUUUCAGUUUGAAGGUUUUUCUUCAAUUUUGUCUUUUACUUAUCCAGUUCCUUUUUGGACAAAAAACCAGGUAGCUCUUGCGCAGACUCGAAUAGUCUGAAAUGCCAUCCGUCUUUUUGCCCCACCCUCGAAUGGGCGGUACCAAACCCUCUGCGCACGUUGGGUGGUUGGGCGAAGAGACGGAUGACAUUUCAGACCAAGGCUCAAAAACCAUAGGGGCUUCUGUUCACACAGAGGACGGUGAUUGCGGCGCUGUUUGUGAGCAAAGCUACGCCGCGCGGAUCUUGAAAGUGGAUCGUCAUAUAUUGAUACGUUUCUGUGCCACUCUUUGGCCCAGUGUAAACAGGUGUCCAUACCAGGUGUGCUAUACUACUAGCUGUCCAUACCAGGUGUCCUAAGAUUUUUUGUUGUCGAAUUUAACCAGUAUUUAGACAUCCGACCCCUGAACUCUUUGGUUUAUAAUCUUGGUUUCUCAGGUUUUAAACUUAGUCGCAUCGUUAAGUGCAGAGUAAAGUCCAGUUUAGUUCGACCAAGCGAUUUCUAUUUUGAUCCUCUAAAAAGAUGGUAUAUAGUGAUUCUGAGUUUUUUAAUCGCAAGUGUCGAAUCGUUCUGUCAUAAAUAAAACAAAUCGUAAACUGUUCAAAUCGUAUCCUUUUUUGAAGAUGUUAAGGUGUUUCAAUACAGUUUUUCGGAGGCCAUCCUGGUAUUUUUCAAUCGCUUUAAAAAUGAUUUUAUCACUAUGAAAUUUUCACCACUGACUGAAUUUGGAUUGAAGUUUGUCAAAAUGUAGUUUAAGUAAAAUUGAUAUCACUAUGACAACAAUGAACAAAACGCUUUGAAAUCGAAAAAUGUCGAGUUUUGUUUGACCUGCUAUUGACCACUACAGAAAGUACCAUAACACACCAUAAUGCUCUUUGUUUGUCACCCCAAAAUUUUACUUAAGCAUUGUUUUCAGUUUCUCUUGGGGCCAUUUUAACUCCCGAGAGAAAAUGAAAGCAAUGCUUAUGCAAAAUUUUGGGGUGUCAAACAAAGAGCUAGCAUUAUGGUAUGUUAUGGUAUUUCCUGAAGUGGUCAAUUAAGCAGCAUUGGAUGGAUGAAUGAAUGAAUUUAAUGAUUAAUUGAAGAUAACCGAUUGCUGGAAAACUUGUAAGAGUUUUUUUUUUUUUCAAGAUUGUAAGCUAAAAUGCAAUCAUAUCUUGAUAACAAGCUUUUGAAAAGUAUAAAAACAAGAGAGGCAUAAUUCAAUGAAAAACAAAAUUCUAGAUUCAGACAACAAAAAUGGAAACAGAACUAAAAACUACAUUUUGAGAGUCAGUCAGAAUUUAGAGUCAGUCUGUGGUGAAAAUUUCAAAGCGAUCGAACGGGGAAAAAAUCAUUUUUAAAGCGAUUGAAAAAUAUCGGUAUGGCCUCCGAAAAACUGUAUUGAUGUGAAACACCUUAUGAACAUCAGAUGAUCAAUGAAAGGGGAGCGCAGAAUUACCCUGGUUCUAUGAGUUUUUCUCGAAAAAUUUCCGCGACUAAAGGCGAGAAAAAAAUGCUCUUGAUAUUAAUAUAUUACUGAUCCCAUUUGGACUUAUCUGCCGGAUAUUUGCUCCUGUUAAAUAUGUGUUGUAGUUAAUUUUUUAUCUCAGGUAAUUUUUAUUUUUCUUUUGUUUCAACUUCAUUAGCAUAUAUUACCAUACCCAAAAACAAAAGAAAAAUAAAAAUUACCUGAAAUAAAAAAUUAACUACAACAUAUGCUCUACAUGUCAAUCCGAUUUUUCGUGCAAAGUGGAGAUGUUAUUGAUAAAUGAAUAGAAAAAGCUAACAUUUAUUGGCGGACAACAGAGUUUACUUCAAGUCAACAUGUACGACAAGACACAUAUUAACAAAAGCUGUCCAUGUGGGCAUUUUCCGUAGGAUUAUCAAUUUGCGCAGAGCACGUCAUCAAAAUUCGAAUUGAUCGCUCAUGAUUUAGUUGAAAGAGCUGGACACCCUAAUGGUGGGCCUGACCCCACUAUUUGUAUCGAAAACAAUUUUUAGCUAUUUUUUCACACUUUUUUAUGAGUACGAAAUUAAUAGACAAGUUGAAUAGAUACUAUUCAGUCGCCCGAGAGUUUGAGGUAAGAUUGCCAGGAAAGGCUAUCGAGAAGAUAACAGGAAGAGGUAAUUAUAAAGUUCCGGUGAACACAACGUACAUGGCUUAUUCCCUUGCCUUGGAUCUAUUUUGAAAAUGAAAGUAUUAUGUUUUAACAGAUUAAAAGACAAAGUUAACUUUUUUCUGGCUUCUCGGGAGAAAUUUUUGAGCCAAAAAAUUUAAAAUAAAAAAGUAUGUGAUGUCCACGAUGACAUUGAACCCCAAAGCAAACGGAAUCCAUAUCGCUCCAGGUGACGGGACACGCCUUUGUCAUAGGCACUUUACUUUGCAAUUACCUAAUAAGAUGUUUCCGUAAUAUUUGUUCCUUUUUUUUAUGUUUGUUUGACUGACAUCUUGUGCCAAAUUGGUUGAAGAAAAGUUGAGAUUGGUUUCAGUCGUAGACAAUCGAGGCUAAAUUUAGGCUUAACUCCUGUCCUUCGCUUCGUAUAGUUUUUAUCAUCCACGUUCCUCUCAGUUUAUUCGCAAGAGCACUUUGUUGUAAGUAACGAAUAUUUUUCUCUAUCUGUUUUAAAGUAAAUGUGCAAAAAAGGUGUUACGUUAUGGUACUUUAAAAUACCUUCAAUUUGGGCCGUGGUGAAAAAGCUAUUGUCUUGGAGUUUUCCAUUAGCAGAGAAGAGCUAAAUAGCAGUCAGCAAUAACUGUUUGGAAGCGAGUUUCCCGCAAAAGUUACUUUAUUUAUUAUUAAUUUCGUUUCACUUUAUUAUUUCAAGUUAUGCGAAUAAUUCAGAAUCCGAUCACCAAGGUUAAAAAAGGUUUCGGCUCUGGUGGAGGGUUUUCGAAGAGCGGCACUAAACGUAACCCAUUGCAGCGGGUAUCCUAGGACCUAAGCAUCUCUGUUUUUCUCCCUGUGUAAAGUUUUUUAUAAAUGCUUGUUCUCCUUAGCGAAGUAGAGAACAUCUGCCUGUUAUAUAAAUGACGAGUUCUCUCAAAAGACCGCCCUCUUUCUUUUAUGUAGGUUGGCCUACACUUUAUUGUCCAGUCCGUUCCGGCGUAAGAAGAUUUUAAACCAUAAAAAAAGAUUAAAAGUAAUUUAAUUCUACCGCAGCUGGUUAUGUCUUUUUAAUGAAAAGACUUUUUAAAUCAAAAUUCAUAACAUUUCCGGCUGACUACAAGAAAGCAAUUUGACCCUGAGCUUUUAGGAAAUUAACAAAACAAACUGAGCUAAUAACGAAAGCCAAUAAAUUCAGUUUCAUUAAAGCUUCCGUUUAAUCGUUGAUGUCAAAUGUAAAAGCGCAGCGACAAGAUGGGCAUUUUCUAGACUGGUUCUUCAUUUAUAAGACCAAUUGGGACCUUGGUAAGCAGUAAACUGGAAUAAGUAUUGAUAAUAUAAGUACUGAUUCGAUUUGCUAUUACAAGGGAGGCGACCGCUUAAAUAAGAAUAGGGAUUCAGUUGCCAUCACUGGCACUGGGCUGGAUGGUGCGCCAAUUACACUGAGGCGUUAUUGACUUUUUAUUGCCAAAUUAUUCUUCGUGCUUUGAGUUAGAGACUAAAAAGAGAUCGGUCUAUAAACAUUUAUUAAUUGAUUAUAGUAAACAAUUGUUCAAUAAGUGAUUUUUGAAAUGGAAAAAAAAAAGAAAGAAACAAGAUGGAAAAGAAAAAUAGAAAGAAAAGGAAAACGACAGUCACUUAAUAACAAGCCAUAGAAACUUACUAUGCAGAACAAGUUAGGUCUUUCACUGAAACCGGGGAUUUAACAAUAAAGUGUGCGGGCUAAACAAUCGUCUCCGUCGUUACUGGGUUAAUCGAAGCAACCCUAACAUUCGUUUAUACUUUAUUGUGUAAAGUGUUCAGUUAUAAUUCUAAUAUAUGAUAUGAAUUAAUCGCAGUUUAUGUCAGGUAUACUUUAACCUUCAUCGUCAUGGGGCGUAAUAUUUCCUGACUUUGCUGCGCUUUUCAAAAACACGCGAAUUCUGAAAUUCAAAAGCCAAGUCACGUUUGCGUUCUUCAAUGCCGUUAAUCAUCUUAGCGGACCUCUUAGGUAACAGAACUGUUCUUCAACGAGUUUAAAAGGUCGUGGUUUGUGAUUGGUGGAUUUUGAUCCAUUUUGUGCGUUUCUGUGUUUCAAGGUUCGUUGCUUGUGAUCGUAAUUAUAACAUAGGCACGUUAAACGUGCAUGAGCUAUUUUGAAUACUUCGGUGUAACCUUACCAAGAAUGAUGAAUCUGCCUUUUUUCAUCCUAAAUGUAGAUUUGGUUUUUGUGCGAAAUUGGGUAUUGCGCUACAUAAAUGAAAACGCGAAACGCUCAGCUGAGUCGAUCCUCAACCUAUAUAUUCACUUUCCUCUGUCUUUCCCUUUUACAUCUGGUGCAAGUUGAACAAAUUGUUAAAGUAAAAUAAAUUUAUACUCACCAAACGUUGAUUAGAAGGAAAACUCUAAGGUUUCCUCGGAGUUUCUUAAGCCAAAAUGUGACUCAUCGAAUACUGAGUAGUUACGAAAUACAAGGAUUUUUAUAAUUGUGGUAGAUGGUUGCAUCAUCAUAAUUCACGAGGUUUUCACGUGCGAUUCUACUCAGUGAAACAGUCUUUAACUCCGACAACUUAUUUCAUGUUUUAAAAGCUACAAGAGCCUUUUUUAAGGCAUUGGUUACAAAACGAAAUAGGUCUUCAUACGUCCAAGUUACUAUUUAUCAUUGUGAAAAGCCAAUCUGCAUGAGAUGUACAGUCACACAGCUGGCACUUGAAAGUGUUGGACUUUCCCCCCUUUCGUGGUUCGUACGUGAGGGAAUUCGAGUUAUCACACAGUAAUCUAGUAAACAGAAUUAUGAAAAUAACUCUUGCACACAAUUUGCACGUGAAGAUGUUGGUCUUUGGCCCUUUUCCAAUUCGUACGUAAAAAAAAAAGGCAAAUUGUUUUACUACAAAAUUUUCUCAAGCGAUUUUUUUUCAGAAAUCACCUCGGCUUUAUUACAACAUCUGCAAUUAAAUUAUGUUUCAUGCAACGUCAAGGUUGAUAGCCUAACAUUUAUCAACUUCCAAGACAAUUAUCAAACUGCCGAAAUAUAUUGCUACUUGUAUCAUGUUACUCCACUCAAUACAACAGUAUCUAAUUAUUGUGUCAACUAGCUUCUUCCAAUUUUAUUCCCUAACGCUACUGUUUUUACUUACGUUACGCGUCUUUACUAAAUAAAAUACGUUUCAGAAACUAUAAUACUUAGUAUGCAGGAAGGAUGUAUCAUGUUGUUCACUUAUUGUUCUUUUUUUUUGUUUUGCCCGAACGAAAAAGGUCUGUUGAACUUUGUAAGCGAGAGAAUAAUAUUUUUAAAGCUUGUUUACAGGAUUAACAAUACUCGGUACAGCUUUCACAAAAAUAAGCUGCCUUUUUAAACUUCUAAAACCACAUUUUAUAGGGCGCAUACUUUCGAAUUAAAGUCUAUAUCUAAAUAUCAAUUAUUGCUUCAUUGGAAGAACUUUGAAAAUAUAUGAUCUUUUAUACUCUACCCAGUUGUAGCAGGUGAAACAGAAAUCAUACUGACGUGCGUUGUACUGAUAGCCGAAUUAGGUCAGAAAUGCCUUGAAGCAGCAUCCAUACUAAAAUAUGAACCCUUAAACAGCUGCAUCAUUGUACACAGCGUUUGAAUCAUGAAGAUAUUUAAUGUAAUUCUUCCAAACACCUCUAGCCGUAAUAAAAGACGAAAAAAUUGUGAAGAAUAUAGAUGGCGGUCUCAAAGUGCCCUUGUUCGACCUUUACCAAUGUCAUGUUUAAGUAGAUGCUAAGAUCUCAUUGGUUCCUAAGCAUCAACUAAUAGUACCUUCAACCUUAUUGGCUCUUGCAACAAACAUCCGAACAUACAAAGUUACAAAGAUACAAAGCCACAAAGAUACAUACGCUCUCACCACGGACAUAUGAGCUAUUUUUUCAAAAUAGCUCAAUAAUUGGCGGCAGCGCAGUAUUUACUGGUCUGGACAAUCUUUUGAGUUGAUCGAUUUACCUGGAUUUUAUUAGGUGUAUGGCCACGCUGAGUACGGUUCAACGGAGCUCCGUUAUAUAAGUCGUUUUAAUUAGUAAUUCUUGCGCUAAUAGGCGAACAAAAUUCUAUGUUUGAAAUGUCAUGUAGAAAGGAGCCUCUGCGUGGCCCUCAUUAAAAAGAUAUCAUGCAGGAAAUGGAAUAGGCUCUCUUAGUGCAUACGAGAUUAUAGUGAACCUAACUACCUGACGGAAGCAUUGUUGUCUGUUGCAUUUGCAUGUAUAUUGAAGAUAAGUAGAAAACAACUAGCAUACUAUCAAGAGUUCUGCCUGUGAUUGGCUAACUACUCGUUGUCCAUUGCAUGAUUAUAAGAUAGCAAGCCAGCGUGAUCCUGUUAGUAUGUAAGCUAUCAAGAAAAAUAUAUGAUAAUAUAUAUGCUUGCGUAUAUAUUGUACUUUGCUCAAUUUUUUUUGCUUAAGGCGAUGGAUUCGAAUUGUCAUAAGAUGUGUUACAUGAUGCCAAAAGGAAAUACUUAACAGCAAUCUUUACGUUAUCGAUUCUAUGAAAAUGUAAAAGACCAUGCAAACUAUCUGGGCUAAAAAGCUAUAUAAGGUGCUAUCGAAAGAUGUGAGUAUUUGUAUCUUUCUGUUUAUGUUUUGGUAGCGUUAAAGAUGUGGUAUUCAUCUGACUGUAUAUAGAGUAAGACGGCAUUAAUUGUGGUAAGUGGAUUUAAAUUAAUUAUUUUCUGAGAUAGACAUUUUGGAGACAAAUUGGGGAUAUUUGUAUCUUGUGUUUCGUGCGUGGAAAUGCCUUAAAUUCAAACACAUGUAGAUUCUCGUGUGGAGGUUUUUUAUACAACAAGGAAAACAUCCAGAAAAAUUUCUGUCUGACUUAAAAUAAGGAUCGUAGGAUUGUUAUAGAAAAGUAUUAUUUUAUCGUUUCCUCCCUUGGCAAUGUGAUAAGAAUGUGUCAUUGUGCGAUUUAUGGAUCCGAAGUAAAAUUUAAAAAAGAAACCUCGGCUGCUUCCCGCAGCAACUCAGAAAACAGAACUUACACGUCGACCUGAUGGUAAUUUAUUUUUGAAAUUCCAAAACAAUUUCACAGCUGAAUUUUGAGUGACUUUUAGUUACGGACUUCUUCUCCAACGAUUUUUCUGAAAUUCCUCUGGCAUAUUUAUUAUGCAAUUAAAGCCGAUACCAGAAAUUUCAGUACAAAAUAUCAGCAUUUUUUUUUACUAGACGCGAUUUUCUUUGAACAGAAGGGUCCUUUUAAGCCCUACUUUAGCAAAAUAUAUUUACCAUCAAUGAAAUCGGAAUAUUUCGUACUAUUGUCGAACGAUAUCUGUUGUUCUUUGCAAAGUUUCUCAGCCAUCGCGUUAAAAACGAAAAAGUUAUAACGAAAACUUCGCCACAGCUAAGGGGCCGACCAUUUAACUCUUGAGGGGGUGGGGGGGGGGGUGAUUUUGAAAAAAAAUUUCCUGCAAGCGCUUGUCGGAAGAAAAAAAUUGCAUGCAGCACAAAUGUAAUAGAGAGCUUAUGGGAAAAAAGGGAAAAAAAUAUCCUGCCCACCAUAUUGCUAGGAAAAAAAAUUCUUGAUGACCAGAAAUCACCCACCCCCACCCUCAAGAGUUAAAUGGUCGGCCCCUAAAUGCGCCCGUAUUAAUUACGGAGCCACCUUAAUCAUGCCAAAAAUUUUGCAUGCAAAGGAAGAAUUAAAACAUUAAAAAAAGGUCUCUCAAAAUUAAACUCUAGGUUUUUCUUUUCUUUUUUUCUUUCAAGAAUGCUUUAAAGCUCUUAUUUUUAAGUUCACUUAUAAAAAAACGAAAUUAAACUAUGUUCAUACGUGUAAUUAUAUUUUGAUAUGAAAAGCUCUCUUUAGGCAUAAUUCAGCGGUAGUGAAUUGCUAUCAAGAAUAAAAUAUGAAUGUAGUUUUUGUUGUCAUUAUUUGUUUAAUUUGAUUUGGCUGUGUAACAGACGACCACAAAUUGUACUGCUACUAAAAGUCGUCUCACGAGAAAAAAAAAGUAAACGCUUGUUUCUGUAUUUGAACAGGUUUUAAGCGCGUUUGAUCACAUCCUCUUGUAUGUUAAUUUGUGCUAUAUAAAUAUAUAAAAUAUUAUUAUUAUUAUUGUUGUUGUUUUUCUCUUUAUUUCCAAGAGGACACAACCCAACACUCGUAUUUAAUGCAAUAAAAAGAAGCAGGCCGGAGUCAACAACAAUAAGAGCCAAAUAAACGGCAAAUGAAACAGUAUUGUCUUAUUGACGCCGCAAAAUUAAAUAAAAUGAUGUAGAGAAAGGUUUACGGCAAUCCAAUAAUACAGACAUUAUAUACCCACCAAUGAUUGGUUCAAAGCUUUACACUUGAUUGACAGGUGUCAAAUGUAAAUUGCCGGGAAAAGAUGAAUACUUCCACUUAUUUGUUCCGACUACACCGCCAAGACAAUUUGACUUUGAAUGAUUAUUGACUUAUUCAUCGUCUGCGUGCAAGUUAGAUCGUAUUCCUUCGAGUCAACGUGAGUAUAAAACAUUCGUAUCCCUUCGGUAAAAUUAUAAAAACCAGCUAGGGUAUCCUCGCUUGAAAAUAUAUAUUGCUAUUUUCCUUGAAAAAUUGCCACUGAGAGAAAAAAAAUUUCACUGAGCAAAUUAUCUUGCUAUACAAAGUUGAUAUGAAGCCUCAGUGACUUUGUGUUGUAACUGCUCUUGCGCUUCGACGCACCGUCGUCUUUUUAAUGAAAUAUUGUCCAGGAGUCAUGUAACCACUGUUUGUUUGGUUAAUACAAUCCAGAAACUUCGGGGAUUCUGGAUUGCUAUUGCUCGGCAGGUUUCCAUAGCAUCAGUCAUGCAUAGGUUUACAAAUUAUCUUUUUUCACUAUAAUUAUUAUAUUUUUGAACAUAAGGCAACUCUUUAUGUUAUUAAUUUUUAUAGCAAAAUUAAGAAAAAUUCAAGCCUUAAGAGGAACGUGUAUUUAUUUCAUUUUAUUUAUUUUUUGGCAGACACAAUGCAUCUCUUUAAGCACACAAUAUAACAAGCUAUAAAUGCUCGGCUACAUACGACAGAUAUUUGGUUUUCACCUUUCAAAAGUCGAAGAGAAAUUGAUUCACUUUAAAUUUAAGCUCAAGCUUUUCAAGGCCCAUUUUUGUUUGUUUUUCUGCAAGGCGGAAUAUGUACAGAACUCCAGUUGUGAGCAUUAUGUGAAUGACAAAGUAGACUCUCUUUGUUUACAUAACACAGUGGCAGAUUUCAAAAAUGCUGCACGCGUGCCUUUCGAAAAUUGCCAUUGCCAUAGCAGCGAAGUAAAGAGUUUUAUGCUCUUAAGUUAUCGAUUUCUUCCUUUUGCAAUUUUUCGUUUAAGACAACAAUUUAUCGAUCCAUUUGUUUUGAUCAUUUAGUGACUGAUACACAUAUGUAAUGAGAUGCCCGCGUGGGCAUCGCGUCGAUACGAUUGUUUUUCAAUCCUUUUACGGGAUUAAAUCGAUUCACUCGUUUCAGUCAACUAUGAACUCCAAAAUUCCAUAAUGAGUGGGACACAAACACGCUUAUACUAACGCAACUAAAGCUUACACUAUACUUUACAGCUCCAAAGUUCGUUCCUGCCCAACAUCAGUUGGAAAGGGUCCAGUUAGUGAAGUAGCUUUAAACGCUUUGAGCGCAUGUUCACAGAAAACAAGAAAAAAAGGGGAAAGGACAUUAUAAACCGUAAAAGGAAUAAAUAUAUUGACGCAAAACGAGAAAGGAAAAAGAAUGGAAUUAACUGACUCCUUAACAGUCUGGUCGACAUCUAGACCCCUUCAAGGUUCUCCAAUCUUGUAAACACAAUCGUACAACCGGCUAUUUCGCUCAGGGAUUAUAUCUUUUGUUGUUUCGUUCUUGUGCAAAUAAGGGCUAUUGUUAGUAGAAUUAGUUUUUAUCAUUGAGAGGGGCUUAAAACGCAAUGGAUUUUGGUAAAUGAAUUUCAAUGUAGUUAAAUGGUUGCAUCAAAACUGCCCUGACAGAUGUGUAAGAUCAUAACAUUGUGCUUCAAAAAUAUUGUCAUAGAGACAACCGAGCGAAAACCAAUAAGUUUUUAUCUUCUCAUCCACUGUCAUAGUAGACAGAUUCUUUUUCCACAAUAGUUUGCUUUUUAUCGACUAUUUUUGCCUUUAAUAACCGUUUUUAUUGCCCAAAAUAAAUCAUCAUUUAGAUUUUUUUUUUUGUCUACUUUCUUCCCUUUUUUCGGACAUUAAUUCAUCUUUAUUUUUAAUUCAAAAUGGCGUGUUGUUUACCUGUAAAUUGGACAGCAAUUAGAUAUUCCCUGUACAUAUUCUUCUCUAGCCCCCCUCCCCUGGCAUUUCAAGAACAGGUGACCUGUUACGAAAUAUGAAGUCAAGAAAUAAAACUCAUAAAUUUAUUUAAUUUUUACGCUGAAAAGACCGAAUGAUUUUUGAUUUCAUAGCACGUAUUUUAGCCGUAAGCAAUAGAACAGCAGAUAAGAGUCCCUGUUAUAUAUUCUCUCUCCUUCUCCCAGCUGUUUCUAGAGUACACCAAGAAAACCGAAUGAUUUCUGCUUAGCUCGAACAGUAUCCAAUUUCAAAAAUCCAAAAAUCAAUUUUAGUGCAGGUGUAGUUCGUUUUAAUUUGUAUUUUGGAUUAUUGUUUUUAUCGGAAGUACUCCCUUCCGCUCUCAUCAGAGUACACAAUUUUGGGGUAUAAAAAAAAAAAUGUGCAUUUGUGCCCCCAGUUCUGUAAACUGUAAUUAUGCCUGAAUGAAAAAACACAUUGUCUGAAAUCGUCAUAAAUUUUGGAGUACCAUUAAUUGAAUGUCUUAUUUAAUGUAUAAAUUGACUUACAUCAGGCCGUUCGCCUUGGCAAUAAGAACUUUCCGUAAGUGAUGAGAUCGACAUACGUGCUUUUUCAAAUGCCACGAAAUGCAACAAAUGUUUUGUUGCUUUUGUAACUACAUUUCCUUUUUUCGUUUAUUCCAUAGAUUGUGAUAGUUUUUAAACCAUCAGCAAUGGCUUUCUAUGGAUGUUUGAAGUCUGGCAGUUUGACUGCUGUUGUCGUACUGGCUCUCUUUGGAUUUUUCACAAACACUUCAGGAGCACUUCUCGACUGUCCUGAGAAGAUGACUGUUGUUUGGAAGGCACAUCACUCUCGUCCACCCUACGUGGAUAAAACAUCCAACAUUUCCACUCAUUAUAGUGGAAUUCUUCCAGGUUAAGUGUUUGAAAUUUAACCCUUUCACUCUUAAUAGUGGCAAAAUACAAGUUGUUGUUUUUUUCUACAAUCGUAAGUGAAAAACAGGGGCACCUAACGACUUUUUCUGUGAAAUAUCUGUGCGGAGAAACAAAUGUUGGCUAGAAUUUUCUAUUACUUGAGGACAGCUAAAAAUUUCUAGAUGAUCGUUCCAUUCAUGCAUGUACAAUCUUCGAAGCUUAUGUAACAAAUUCCGUACAAGUUUUUAAAGUUUAAUUUUUCACAUUUUUCUCCCAAGGCUAGGCUCUUUUUCGUAGAAAAAUGGAAACCUAAAAUUUUCGGAUUCAAAAAUGUGAUGGAGAGGGGAAUCAGGAAAAUUCUCACUUAUGUAAUACGUUAAAUUGCAUCUAAAAUUUUCGGGAAAAUAAUACUGAAGCCCUUGUAAUUUCGAAGACUCACGUUCGCCUAGAACGACCGAACAGAUGUAAAUUUUAUAGCGCCGCUUAGAAUGCGUUUCUGGAGAUCUAAAAGCACUCUGGAUAGCUUAAAAAGUGUUUUCAAUAUUUCAACAACAAUUUAGGAGGAAAUCGUCGUUAGGUGCCCCAGUGAAAAAGUACCACUCAACAUGUUUCAGCUGAAUGGUCACACAGGGCGGUUUACUUUCUAAAUUAAGUAAGAAUCAGACAAAAUGUCUCCCCGCAGCUCGCUUUUCGUGAAAGGUAACACGAUUAAGCUUUUUUAUCUAUCUAAAAUCUGUGGUGAGUGCAUGCGCUUAUUGACUCUAUUUAAAGCCCAAAAAACAGUGAUCGCGUUAUUUCAGUAUUUAUAGGUUUUUCAGUUGCAGACAGAGCAGUAGAUUUACUAUAAUGGAGGAUGCUUUUGUGCUUUCGAUUACGGUUAUGGAAGAUACAUUUUGUUAGUUAAAACAAAAGGAAGGUAAUUAUUCUUAGCUUGGAGAUAUUCGUUGAUAUUUUAGGGGCGACAUGCACUGGAUUUUUGCUCAUACUGUAACCAUCGUGUUUUCCGUUUUCAUAUAAAAUGAAGAUGUUUUGUGAAUCCGCAUACUGUAAAUUUAAUACGAGUCUAGGCACCUAAUGUUUGCGAUCUUAAUUUUUUAAAAAGAUGUCCAUUGCGACACGCUCAACUUAAAUGUAACUGGUAAAGCUAACUAAGCACAGAAAUAAAGACUACUGACAGUUUAUUUUCCCUUUUCAAAUUUGAGAAAAGAAUGAUUUUUAUAGACACGGGAAAUCAUGCAUAUUGGAUUUUAAACCACCAUUUGGCAAAAAUGAAUCUCUAUUAGCGAAAGUUUUUGGGACGUAUUUAUCAAACAUUUGGUACCAUAAAAGGAAACACGCGGCAGUUUUUGCAUUUUUAGUUUACCACAAACCUCUCAAAUUGGUAACUAACAAUAAAAAGUAAAAAACAAAGCAAAUUAUACUGCGUGGCGUGUUUUGAUAUCUGAUAAAAUACUCUUUUUUGGGUCUUUACGUCCUCGUUAAAAUUUUAUUUUUUUGAAACUGGGUGUUUAAUUGCAAAAUCAACCACCUCGAUGGUCAUCAAUGGCUAUUGCUAGCGUCGUAGUUUCAGUUCUUUCUCAGUGGUUUAUAAGUGAUGAAACACUGCGUCGUGUUUGAUGUUAAACUUUUACAUCAUUUUUCGACAGGUUGUAGAAUUAGAGUGCACCGCGUACAAGAGGGGUGGGGAAUCUGUGGUCUAUGCAAUACCACUUUUGACAAAGAUCAGUUUAAUUAUGACUUGCGUCGCCCCAAUCAGUGCCAAAAAACCCUUUAACAACUUCUGUAUAUCUAGUGUCAAAAUUUCCAAUUUUCAGCUCUGUCCAUAAAAUAUAGUGGUCAAAGACAAGCAGACUUUUUAGGCAUUUCAAUUUCAUGCAAACAAUAAUUUAGUAGCGUAUUGCGUGCCUCUGUUGGGUUCCAGCAGACAAUCGAUCAAUCCUACUCAUUAGUUGUUUUACAAAUGUAUCUAUCUGGCGUUUUAGUUUAGACCUUAAUGUACUUUUUUAGAGAAAAUGUAAGAAGACUUUCCAUCCUUAAAUUUUCAUCAGUGACUCUCUUUGGUAAAUAAGAUCCACCUUUGACUUAUCUCUCAUUAUUUCUUGGAGAACCUUCGUGAUACGCUGAAAAGUCCACAAACCCCUCACAAGUUAAAGGAAAAGCUUACCACAUUUUAUUGGUGAUUCUAGGGUGACAUUAGAAUCUUAACUUAAAACCUACCUUUUUAAGAAUUUUUGUUUUAGUCAUUAGGAAGAUUUAUUUGAUUUUAUGGGUGUUUUAUUUAAAUUUAAAUUUAUUUUAAUCAAUUUUAAUUCUAAUUUUUUCACUUUGUUAAGGGCCUAGAUCUAUUACUGGAUAGGCGCUAUAAAAAUGUUAUUAUUAUUGUUGUUAUUAUUAUUGUUGUUGUUAUUAACGAGGCGAAUCAGGUUUAUGUUCGUCAUUAUAAAUAAUAGUUGUUAGCGAGCAGUGAUUUCGCCCCAGUCGUGGCCGAUUUGCUCGUAAACAAGUGUUGAAACAAAACUAUGGUCAUACAACAAAAAACACAAAACUAACUGGAAUUAAUUUUCAUGAAUUUCAUUUUUUUUUUUUGCAGAUUUUCUUGAGUUCUUUUUGACUGAGUGUUGCCGAAAAAGGGUCAAUUUGGUUUACAACGAUUCUGAUACAGCUGAUUCAGAUUUAUUUCUCCCAACUAUCGUCAAUCUUGAAGCUGACUGCAAUACCAACAAACCAACAAAUCUUGUUCCUAUUGUGCCAAAUACGGGGAUAGCGUUCGUAGUUGUCAAGAACAGUAAAAGUAACCAAUCGAUGGGAAUGUGGAAAUCCCUUUUAGCAACGUGGCCUGUUCUUGUGCUAACGCUCUUUUUGUCAUUGAUCGCUGGGAUGAUUGCGUGGUCAUUGGUAGGUUGAAUAAAUAAAACGCCCUUUGGCUCCUAACAGUAUUAGGGCGUAUUAUAUCUUGGUCUUUUAAACCGAGCAUUGACUUUUAGGUCCCAUUUGGUCAUAUCAUAGGUGCAGUUUUAAAGUGAGGUUUAUUCCAGAACCAUGAGACAAGAAUAGUUAAAGAGACCCUAGCUUUAAUUUGAGGUCUUAGGGUCGUGAAAAAUAUUCCAAAGCGAUAAUUUAAGCUCUCGAAUCAAUGAAAGGCUAAGAUUUGUGCAAAUGACUGAUAGUCAUAAUAAUUCUUUGAAUUACGCUCGGCAGUAUUUGAAGCUUAAUGUAUGGUUAGUGAGGGCGAGAAAACUACUGAAACAAAAACAAAACAAGGUUAAGAAUCCCAGUUGGCCGGAAACAAACAUCAAACAUGUUGGCUAUUGACAUGCAAGUCUAGUCUUACCGUCAGGGCGGAAAUGGAACUCGGGUCCUCUGGAUUGCAAGUCCAAGCCGUAUACUAUCGGCGUAUACGUCGACCGAUAUAUUUACUAGUUUCUAACGUUAAUACAAUUUUAAAAUAAUCUGUGACAAACAGCUGAAAGUAGCUGAUCGUUUUUGGACUUGUUUUUAGGAGGCCAGGAAAAAUUCAGAGAACUUUCCUUCUUCAUUUUCUAAAGGAACUUGGGAAGGUUUUUGGUGGGCGUUCAUAUCUAUGACCACAGUAGGGUAAGUUGUAUGUUCUUUUUGUUGUUGUUGUUUUUUUUUUAGUGCUCCAUUAAGGUACAUCACUAGACGUUGAAACCCAGAAUCAGAACCAAGUAAUAGCAAAGUUACAAGGUUUGUUACACGGUUUGGGCAAUUGCGAGCCUGAGUAUAAGGCGCUUCUAGGAUAAAGGGCUAAGAGAGAAGCGAAGAGGGUAGAGAGCUAUUACUCCCUCCGACCUUAACCUCCCCUCUCCUUAUGCAGGUAUAAGUGUUUGGACGGAGAAGGGAUGGGGGGGGAGGGGGUGAGUACGAGCAAAGGUGUAGCAUGUGAUUAUGAUUAUGAUUAUGAUUAUGAUUAUGAUUAUGAUUAUGAUUAUGAUUAUGAUUAUGAUUAUGAUUAUGAUUAUGAUUAUGAUUAUGAUUAUGAUUAUGAUUAUUAUUAAUUUUUUUUUGCUUGUUUGCAAAGUUUUGGCUAAAUUCCCUACCCUCGGGACUGGAAAAUAGUAAAAUUUUGAUAAAAUAUUCCUUCGCCUCAGUUUGGAGCAAAAUUUGAGGUCAAAAUCCCCAGAGACGAAACAGAGGAAGUGUUCAGAUGCCAUACCUAAGCCCAUUUCCCCCUCCGCCUCCCCCUCCCCUCAGCUGCAUAUUUCCUAAGGAAGGCCUCAGGCUAAGCAGUUACCCAAUAAAAUUCGUUUACUUGACAAGUUUUGCAGGUUUGACUAAAAACGUAAAAACGUACAUUUGUGAUUUACUUUUGCUAAAAGGGGUGACUUGUAAAAUAAUUACCGACGGGGGGAGGGGGGGAUUUCAAUAUAAAAGUGACAGGGAUGCUCGUCGUCUCUCUUAGGGUUGUAAUUGCAGAUUUUAGUCUCACUUAGGGUGUUUGGGACGAAAAGUCACUAUAUUUGCCCAUUCAGGCAUCGCUUAGGGCUGUGCAUAAAGAAAUGUACAAAAACGGCCGUGACACUGACUUCACAGAAAUCUCAUUUGUUAAAAAAGAACACAACAAGCCCGUUUCUUUUUUUUUAGAUCCUUAACUCUUAUUAAGAUGUCUGUUUUAGGGGUCAGUUUAAGCUUGAGCCACACCCACAUUGGUCUCCCUUAGGGGUUCAAUUUUAAUUUUCUGACGAGCACUCUCGUCACUUUUAUAUGGGAGUCCCUCCCCCCCGCCCCCCCGUCCGGCCGGGUUACCGACACUGUUGGAAUGACUGAUAUAACAGUUAUCUCUCGCAAAUUGUACUAAUAAGCAAACCCUUAAACCAAUAUUCACAAACCUUCGUGACUAUCUCGAAAAUUUGUAAGUCUGGUAUUCCUUUUUUGUCAUAGAUUUUUUUCACGAGAUGUUACAAUAAGAUUUCAAAGAACCAUUUUUUUGAAAACCGGCAGGUUAACCGCAAUUGUUAAUUGUAACCUUGAAUUAAUGCCCAAUCUUGUUUUAACUUCCUUUUAGAAAUUCUCGUUUGAAGUCAAGAUUGUUUUUCCCUCUAUUAUUUAAAUUAUCAUUAUUAUUACUUAAUUUCUUCCCAUUCUGGCAUUCGACGAAAAUCAAUAUGGCCUUCACUGGAAACGAUAUUAGUCCUUUGAGACAAAUUCUCCCUUCAGAAGCUUCGUUUUCGAUACUUUUCCUUGUUUCAGGUAUGGAGACCGUUGUCCACAGUCAGUUGGUGGUCGGCUGUUCGCUGUUUUUUGGAUUUUAGUUGGUAUUUGCGUCUGUUCCGUUUUCACCGCAUCUUUGACAAGUUCUUUGACCACGCUCUCAUUGGAAACUAAAAUCAGCUUGCCAGGAGCGAGGGUAAACGAUUAAUGGCCAAUAUUAUGAGCUGUACUAUGAUGAUGAUGAUUAUUAUUGUUAUUUUUCUAAAUAUAUAAAAAAGGAUUUUAAGCAUGUUCCGUAAUGAUUUUGGGUAGAUGGUCAUUCGGCUUUGGCGAAUUAUUUUUUUGCGCUAAACAGUAGUUAUGUAUAACCGGUCUUUAAAUAUGAAAAGUUGUUUGUGCGAGACGGACAUCUUUUUUCACGUGAACAGUUAUUCAUACAGUGUUUGAGUAUUUUCUUGUAUUUCUCCUGUUCUGUAGGUCGUGACCUUAAUCAAUUCUAUUGAAGCUACCACAGGAUUUCGAAAUCAAGCGAAUCUCACCCGUGAGUGUUCAAUGCGAUCACAUUACUUACCCACAGCGUUUAAUUAACUUUAACUUAAACAUUAUAUAGUAGCUAAUUACAUGCAGAUUAAGCGUAGUUUAGAUUAGCUGGUGAUGUAAUUUCGUUUAGAAAGUGUCAUCAGUUUCAUCAUUGCAUACUAGUCACUCUUCUUCUUUUCUCUUUCAAGGUGUGCAAACGGCAAGAGAAAUACAUGAGCAGUUGGAAAGUGAAAGUGUCCAAGGUAUCGAUUUUGCCUUCUUCAAUAGAGAGGAGAAGCGUGUCGUCACGUAACCAAAAUUUCUGAAUUACAGAAAUAGGGAACUUAAUCAACGACAUACAAUGGCGGCGGCGGCGGCAACGAGAACGGCUAAAAAGCAAUAGGUUUAGAUUGGCAAAACAACAACUCUGCACGUGCAUCACGCUUUUUGUACAUUUCUUAGCCUUCCUGGCACGACUGCCAUAUGAACUUCCUAAUUUCACGCGCCCACUCUAUGGAGUUCAUAAACACAACACAAAAAUUGCCUUUUCUUGUGGUAAACUUAGAGAAAGAAAAUGUUGCCAACAUUUGGCAAAAUAAUUGAAAGUGAAAAAGAUUGAUGAAGUUUGAUACAGUCAGAAUUCACUUUGAUGCUUUUGGUUUGUCAUCCAGAAAUUUUUUCGUUACCAUGGCAACGGGGCAUAACGACUUCUCUCUAUUGUUAUCCAAAUAUUUUCAGUAAAUGUAUAGCCUGCGUAGCUGGCGUCAAAUUUGUACGCUUGAGUGUACAAAGUGAAUAUGCCGCUUAAACAUUGAUUUAGAAAUCAUCCUCUCUUAUUGGUACCAUUCUAGUCCUAGCAGUAUGUAGUAUGUUUGUCACAUGAUUAAACCUAGUUUAGUGGCCCUAGCUUCCACUAGUCUCCUGUAGCUCAAUGGUAGAACAUCUGGACUGAGUAACCAGAAGUUCAUAGGUCCGGCUCCUAUUAGGAGUACUUGGAUUUGCUGUUCCGAGCCGGCUGUGUCUCUGACUGAAAAGUCAUAUUUCUCAACUAGAAUGCAUAUGGAACGAUGGUAAAAUAAAUUAAGGGCCUGUUUGCAUGGAGAGAGGGUCACCCUUGUGCUAGAGUUAUCCUAGCAAGCGGGUUAAAGUUAGCUCUUGUUUUACAAGCAAAUUUCACAGGUAGGGUACCCUCCCCCCUUGUAAACAGGGCCUGAAACGUGACCCUUUUUCGUACCUUUAUUUCGACACAUUUUACUGCUUGGAAGUACAAAAACGUUUCUGCCGUGUCCUCUCGUAGGUUGAUAUAGACUAAGUUUAAGUAUUACUACUAUCCAGUGUAACACAAACAAUCAAUUGAACUAUACUGACCGUCUUUUAAAUAACUUGAUUUCUUCUAUCUACAGGAGCUUUAAUGGAUGCCUAUUCACUCGUUCACUUCAGAAAAUAUUAUCCAACAAAGAAGCUGCAAGUUCAGGAAAUAAUUGCACAAAGAAAACUGGAAUAUGGUGUAAAAGUUAAAAAUAUUGAGUUAGCCAAUUGCUUUAGAGAGAAGAGGUACACGGAGGAAUCAAGUUUGCAGGAGAUGGCAGAGACUACUCUGGAGAGCCCAUUAACGGUAAGCGCAUUACUUCAGAAAUCUAAGCUACUUUUUAUCCAUCUCUGUCGAGUUUUAUCUAUUCAUUUACUUACGUAUUUGCUGAUACAUUUGCUUACAGCAGUAGUACUCAAUAGUAGAUGUGUGUUAACUUUAAGACGAUCGCAAAUUGUAGCCGCAGGUUAACCUUUUCCACCUCGUAUAUUCAGUAGACAAACCAAACUAAUGUGUGAAUGAGAAAUGGUGAAUUCAGUUUGCAAGGGAAACGCAGUAGAUGCCGAGAUCACCGUUUAAGCACUAUCAAGCCAACUCUUGCAAUAAUCAUUGGAAUGUUCCGCUUUGAUAUCGGUAUCGUCAUCAUCAGUCAUUAUUAUAGUGAUCGCAGUAAGAUUGAAAUUUAUCAGAACUAUAUCUCACUUUUAUUUCUAUUGUGUAUUUAGAGUGCGCUGGGUGACGAAGACAAAGAGGAGCAGAGUAACCUCUUCGACCCCGAAGGUCUGCUGUUUUUUCCGAUGCUGUAUACUUGCGUGGGAAUAACAGCCGUCUUUAUUGUUGGUGGAGUGUUGUGGGACCUUCUUCACAAGUGCAGUCUUAUCAAAAAUAAAGGUUUGAAUUCAGCCCGACAGAUUUUGUUAGCCAUCCAAACUUCCAUUACCCUAGGAGCAUAGCCUUCUGUCGUCCUGAGGGGGAGGAGAAAGGGACGCUCUCAUAAUUAGUAUUAGUAUUUACCAAAUCAGUGAAUAGCAGUUUUAGCGCGUUUUGAUUGGUUCCCGUAACUCGGAAUAUCCUUGGCUAUUCACUGUUUUGCGACCAGAGCCAAGAUGUCUCGUUUUAAGACAUUUUGGUAAGACGGAAUUUGAGCGAUAAAUGAAGCAGUCGUACAAAGAAAUACCAGCGACGAACGUUGGCUUGUCAGUGUUUACUGUGAAUAGGUAGUAAAUUAUUUUCAUGCUGAAUUUGCGACAAAAGUGGUAAAAAUCACUUGACAAAAUCGCCGAAAUGUUUGUAAAUUGUAAACAAAAAAGUUCCUACCAAGUGACGUUUUUAAUUUACAGAAGUUAUUUUCUUCAUUUUUAUCCAACUGAUUUGGUAAUACUAAAACAACUAUCCCCCUCAGAGUAUUCACCUCCCCCUCGUGGGAUAGUUGUAUAACAUAGCAGUUCAUGAGGGCGAACGUGUUUCUCUGAUAUUCGACUUGAUUUCGACCAAGUGAAUGUGUUUUCCCUUUUUUGCCGUUCAAUCGUUUUGUACCGUUUUUUUUUUUUUUUUUUUUUUUCUUCGUUCAUGUACGUUUUUUUCUUUCCUUUUCUUUGUUUGUUUGAAUUUACAUUGGUUUAUACUUGUGUCUCCAUGAAACAACCUCUUUUUAAAAUAUUCAUAAUUUAUCUAUAAUGCCUCCUAGCUAAAUUAGCUUUUUAGCUAUUUUCAAGGUAUCUUGUCCCUUACAUAAUUGGUAUUGCCUUUUUUGUCUUUUUUUCUGUGUGUGGUUAAAUAAAAUUCUUGUCUUGUCUGCCUGAAUCGCGUAAAGCUUUUGAAGUCGCCGUCUGCUGGUAGCCGCAGCCCCAUGGAACUUCUGGAUUUGUCAAUCUUGUUUUCUCUCUUUAAACGGGUUUGAUAAACCGUCAAACGGGUUUGAUAAACCGUCAAACUGGUUUGAUAAAACCGAGAUGGUCAUAACUGAGGCCGCUGCUUCACGCACACGGCUAUUACAAUUAAGCCUGAAUUCGAAACUAUAUCCAAGCAACGUGCAAUAGAGCAUGCUCACAGAGAAGGUCUGAUUCGAUUCAUGCAGAGUCUUUCUCAAGCGGAAGAAAGGCUCAGUUGGUGACCUGAACUUUCAUGGGCAAUGAAUGAAUGGCGUUCGGUAUUGAAUUAAAACUUUGUCCCAAAAGCGAAAAUUCAACUGAUGAACAUGAAAAAAUGAAAACUACGAGUGCCCAAUUCCUUGUCAUUAUGCCGUGUUUUUUUUCUUUCGGUUACUGAAUCGUGGCUAAUCUGGGAUCAGCCGUUUCGUCUUACCUUUAAUUUUCACGUUCUAAUUAUCGCUAUUCAGAAGUAUCAGCUGAAGUAUAGGAGUAUAUUUACAAAUUAAAUAUUCCAGAGUUUUAUUUAAUUGAAAACAAAACACGAUGAAGUAAGUCUAGUAAUUUUGCCAUGAAGCACGGAGUUAAGAAAAUGAUUAUUAAUAAUGUUUUUCUUGUUUAAGCAUGUAAUACAUUAGAAGUUUGUACUUGUUUUCAGAUACUGGCAGAAUGCACAACAUGACAGUUUCUUUCAAGAAAGGAAACCUGCUCAGUCGACAUGUCAAGUGUUAUAUAAGUAAAGAGAAGUUACAAGAACUUGAGGACAAAAUUCAAGAUGUCAAUCGAACAUUAGACGUCUUAAAGAAUGAAAUCGUAGUGGACAGAAGAUUCACACACAAGAACCAAAAUUGCAACGUGUGCCUCUAAAUUUUGCAAGAUGACGUUUUUUUUUCUUUGCUACAUAAGACCAUACCUUCAGGGGUGUGCUUUCUUGUGCAAAUUAGAAGUAAGCCUCGCUGGGAUGACCAAAUUUAAAUAUAACUGAAAGGAAAAACUAAAUGGGUUCUGGUCGUAGUAUCGUGCAAAUGGCCUAUUUUGAUGGAUAUUUGCCUCAAGAUCAUGGAAGUGCAAGGUGUGCAGGUCGGGGAAGCAUGCUCUUUUGUGGACAGGACUGUCUCAAUCUUCAUCGAGUUUAGCACACCUUUCUCUAAGACUAGAGAUAAUCCAAGGAAACGUAUACAUUUCCCUGAGUGUAAAACAGUUCAGUGUCAUAGAUAACGUAUUUUCUCAAUUAAACCCCGUCGGCAUUUGUUUUAAACUUGCCCUGCCAAACCCGAAAUUUGUUGGAAUCAGCAGUUUAUGUCGGCUCGUUAGUGUUGCAAGAAAUGGUUUUUCUUCUCCCGUUUAAUUAGCAGUCGUGUAUUUUGCCUUUCAACUUUAAGUUUAUUAUGCGUAAAUGUCCGAGGGACUUAUUUUCAGCUUCCUGGUUUAGACACAACGUUUCCUCGGGGCACAGCGUUUAGUCGCGAAAAUUAGGUUACGCUGUCUUGUCUGUAGGCGCCACGUUUAGUGAAUGGUCGCGCUUUCGUAUCUAAAUUCGACGAGUUGAAAUUUGUCCUUGUUUGUGCCCCUAAGCUACCCCAGCCAUAGUUCUGAGUAACCUUUCAAGCCCUGAGAAAUCAGCAUCAAAUUUCCCUUGUAAUGAACGGGUUUAAAUCAGUUCAUUAAUAAAAGCCGGCAUUUCAGAGCAUUCCGUGUGCAAAGAGAUUGAAGGAAACUGAAUGUUAGCAUUGUUUGGGAAACCUGAUAAAUCAUUAAACCAUGCAAGGCUUUUGAAUAACGAAGCAAUUUUACGAUGAAAAAAACGAUAAAACUGUUCAGUAAUUGGCGCCAAUUUUAAAUGAAAAUUGUUUGAAAAGAGCAACUUUUCAUGUAUUUCCAGAAUAAUAAUAAUAAUAAUAAU